Salpingoeca rosetta is the source of this 3632-nucleotide messenger RNA. RefSeq names its product RNA exonuclease 4. Gene Ontology annotation, cellular component: nucleus. NCBI's taxonomy places the organism in Eukaryota, Choanoflagellata, Craspedida, Salpingoecidae. Gene Ontology annotation, molecular function: exonuclease activity; nucleic acid binding. The transcript is spliced from 2 exons. The record is from RefSeq and is a predicted model, not a curated record. Bases 75 to 3503 code for a protein of 1142 amino acids.
CGAACCAGAACAACCAACAACCAACCACGCCGCGUGUCUCUCGUUCAGCAGUCCCCCUUCCUCCCCAUGCUCCAAUGCGUGCUGCACUGAGCAGUGCAGGCAAGCGUGCGUUCCUCUUCUUCCCGAUCUACCGAAGCACAGCUUUUCGCGCUGGUGUCGUUGCGCGUCGCACAGCGCCAUCUUGUCAGCCCGUGGUGGCACUGCCGACAACAACCGCUUCCUCGCACACGCCAACCGUCUCAAACACUCACCACCACCGUAACUUAUCAGCACCAAGAACCACGACAAGAACCACGACAAGAGCCACAACACCUUCAGCACUAGCAGGCGUAACAUUAUCACCCAUCCAACAGUCCACCAUGUCCGACACCAACAGCAUUAGCAGCAGCACAGCCACAGCGUCCAUCUGGACGCGCAGGCGCAGGAGGAACAAGAAGAAGAGUGGCACCUCCCUGGCCGCGGGUGACGCUGAUGGCACCGCGACCGCCGCCUCCUCCAAGCCGCAGCCGCGGCUGGACACUGCGCCCACCAUCACCCUGCCACCAGACUUCUUUGCGGCGCGUGGCAUCUCCGUGCGAAAAGAGACGGUGCACCUGCACGACUACGAGAGCAUCAUCACUGGGGACGGGGGAAUCCCGCGCAACAAGCGCGCAAAGAUCUCCCACAUUGGCACGGCAACAGCGCCAUCCUCUCCGCUGGUCGCCCUCAGCCCCAUCAUGUCCCCGCUCCAUGUGCAAGCCAGGCGCACAGCACGCCGUGCCAUGUCCACGUGCGCAUCAGCCCCAUCCUCGUCCGCCUCCUCGUCUUCGUCUCGCUCAACCACGCCGCCAACACCAUCUCCGGGCACCGCCACCGCCACCGCCGCCGCCGCAAUGGACAGCAGCGCCAACAACAACACCAGCGACCAUGGCGAGGACGACUCCGACAGUGACAGUGACAGCGACAGCAAUGGUGUGGCUGAUACAGGUGCUGCACAGCAGCAGUACGGCACCACUCCGCCCCACAACCACCACCACCACCACCAUAACCGCCGCCGCCGCCACCACCACCACCAUAACCGCCCGAACAUCUUCCAGGACCCGACGCGGCGGGUGUUUGCGCUCGACUGCGAGAUGGUUGGCACGCGGUACACGAGCGCGCUGGGCCGCAUCAGCAUUGUGGACGAGCAGUGCAACGUGGUGCUGGACGAACUGGUGCUGCCAAUGCAGGUGAUCCACGACUUCCGCACGCGCUACUCCGGCCUGACGCGGCGGCACAUGCGACAGGCGCAGCCGUGGGAGGCGAUCAAGGCAAAGGUGGAGGCCCUGCUGCAGGGCGCCAUCGUCAUCGGCCACGACGUCAAGAACGACUUUGAGGUGAUGCACAUCCACCCGCUGCGGGUGCGGGCGGCCAUAUGGGACACGAGCGACGUGCCCGCGCUGCGUGCCGCUGCUGGUCUGCCCGUGACGAAACGGCCAAAGCUCAAGGCACUGUCAGCUGCACUGUUGGGCGUCGAUAUCCAGACAUCAAACCAGGGGCACAGCAGUGUCGAGGACGCACAGGCGUGCAUGCGCCUGUUCCUCAAGUACCGUGCAGCCGCAUAUGAGCCGCACGGGUGGACUGUGGAGCCAUGGUACUUCCACCGCCUCGCUCUCUCGCGCCUCGACAGACACACGCGCGCGCUGACAACUGGCGGCGUUGCUGCCACCUUCCUCGCCGCUGAGGCCCUCAGGCGUGGCUGGGACGUCACAGUCACCACAGCAUCCUCGGACGGAGGAGCAAGCACCGCUACCGUUGCCACCACCCCAGCCAUCACCGCACGUGGUGGCAGCGGUGUCGCACCAGCACCAGCACCAGCACCAUCAGCAGCAGUAGCUGAUGACGACGGCGGGGCAGGCGUCGACAUUGAGGUGCACGAGCAGGUGUUCCACCUCAGGCGGCCAUCACGCGCGCAGCCAACCCGCCACCGUCACCACAGCUAUCAUCAUCAGCGGCAACAACAACAACAACAACAACAGCAGCAGCAGAAGGGGGCGGCAACAGCAGGGGGCAAUGCAACAAUUGUGAUCAGCGAUGAUGAUGACGAUGCUGAUGACGAUGCAGCAACAGGAGCAGCAAGCACGGGAGGCCGAAGCGUUGCGAGCACCACAGCACCAGUGCCAUCAAGACAAGCAACGGCCCCUGCACGUGUGCAUGUGCGUUUGCACCCCCACCGGCUGGCGCGGCGACGGGUGAAGCGAUGCGAAGUGACGCUGCAACUGCACGACGCCGUCAGCACACGCAUCAAGGCCACCAUCACCGCCACCUCCACCACCAUCAAGACCACCACCACCACCAACGCCACCGGCCACAGCAGCCGGCACGUGCAUGUUGGCAGAGGAGGGGUGGCUGUUGCAGUUGAGGCGACACCGCCCCUGACGCCGCUGCCAGGGAGCGCGGCAGCAUCGGCAAUGGUGUCUGGGGAGGCCACCCCGAAGCACGCGGCGCAGGGUGCAGCCGUGACGACAAGCAAGGGCGGGUCGUUCUGGAACAGGCUGACCACCGCCCUCAUUGGCCAGCAGGGGCGCACACGUGGCGGUCGCAGUGUGGCAACCACGCAACAGCAGCAGCAGGAGGAAGAGGACGAGGCGGAGGUGACGGUGCGGGAAGCGGUGGACGUGGCGAGUGAUGCGAUUGUGCAGCACCUUGUUGCGUCUGGGCUGCUGUGCGGCGAUACGCAGCAGGCCUUCCACGCCCUCCACGCCGCCAUGCAGACGGCAGGCGGUGUCGACAGUGACGAUGACGAUGACAAUGACGAUGAUGAUGAUGAUGACGAUGCUGAGGAUGUUGAUGAGGAUGAUGAUGACGACAGCAGCGAGGGGGAUGGUGACGAGGUGCGCGGGCGGGUGUCGGCGCGACGGGCAUAUGUGGUGCAGCAGGCUGGGCAUCACACGCCGCUGUGGACGCAGGUGCUCAAGUCGAUGGCAGACGCGUAUCAAGCACAGCUCGAUGUCACGUACCGCCAAGGCACAGCAACACCAGCCCCUGUGCUUGCGCGGGAGGGGGUAAGUACCGGAUGCGCUGAUGGCGGUGGCGGCCGUAUCGGCGUUGAGUCAGAUACGGAUCCAGACGCGAGGAAGACGGGGCCGAUGGAUGAUGCAGCGUCAUCCACGCCGGCCGAGACAGAUGACGGUGCCAUGGGGGCUGGGCGGCCCGUGUUCAUCGCGCGAAUUGCGAUGGAGGAUCACCUAUUCCCUGUGGUGGUGGAGGGCGAGGGCUCGAGCAAGAAGCAGGCGAAGCGUGCGGCGUGUGCGCUGGCGGUGCUGACGAUGCUCAAGGCGGAGAAGUCCCUGGCACAGGAAGUUGCCCACCACUGCGUGCUUGCGCUGCCAAGCAUGCUGCAGGCCGGACAUCACGUUCACCCCGAUGCCGCUGAGCGCCACAUCCACGCGGCGAUUGCGCCCGUGCUGGGCCAGCGCAUUGCACGCCUGGUCUCCCGCGCUUACAGGGCGAAGUACGAGCAGAAGCACGGCGCUCACUCUUGAUGCGCGUUUCGUUUGUAUGUGUGUGUCUGUAUGUGGGUGUGGGUGUUUCUGUGGGUGUGCGUGUGUGUGGGUGUGUCUGUUUCUGUGUGUGUCUGUAUGUGGGUGUGUCUGUCUGUCUGUCUGUCUGUC